Molecule: messenger RNA, 4717 nt
Organism: Chlorocebus sabaeus (green monkey)
Lineage: Eukaryota; Metazoa; Chordata; Mammalia; Primates; Cercopithecidae
Source: RefSeq, a predicted model, not a curated record
UGUAUUUAUUGAUGCAUUGGACAAAGUAAAACCACAAUUGUUAUCAAAAAGUAUAUCUCUCUUUCUCUCAUUUUCUUGUACUUGCAUUGGAAAUAUCUUUGAAAAAGUGAUACAAAUGGAUACCAGUGAAGUCCCACAUUUGUGGGGUGAUUGUGCAGCAGUGCUGGGAUGGGAUGGUUUGUGACAUUGACUUUAAUAGCAUGAAAAUGGGUUUUGCAAUUGUGUAUCAGGCUGCAUCCCAAUACUUAGAUUCACAGUGGGUGGGGUGCGAGAGUGCUGGUUAGCAGAAAGGAAAGCUGAAUUUAGUGCUGGGGACCAAUUUGGGGUGGAAAGUUCUUCCUUUGGGAGUUCUGUGGGGAUUUGGUGUUAGCUGAGUUCAUAGUCUAAGGGUGACCCACUCCCAGCCCUCAAGAGCUGAGGUUCAGGAGGAAUCAGUGAAUAACUAAGAAGGAAGAGCUUUUGUAGGAUGAGUCACUACUUCUAUUAACACUCGGUCCAAAACAGAAGGCUAAGGAUCUACCAUGUAUUAUUUGUUCUGCUUUCUUAUUUUUAAACUUAACAUUGAAGCAUACGCUUUUUCUCUGAGGUUACAAAACCACCAUAAAUAUAGAGUGGUUUUUAUGUCUAAUAUACUGCCAUAAGAGGAUGUACUCUCAUUUACCUAGACAUUAUAGCUCCUUAUUACUAAGCAUGUAAUUAAUUUACAAUGUUUUACCUCUUAUAAAUGAUAACAUGAUAAAAAUUUUAUACUUAAAACUUUUCCAAUAUUGUUUAUAAUUUCAGUAGGAUUCCAAGAAGUUGAAUUAGUGAGACAAAGAAUGUGAACAUAUUAAGGAUAUUAAUACAGAUAGGGUUAGUAAUCCCUUAAAAGUGAUAAUCAAAUUAUUACCUUUUUGGUUUAAGUUCCAGAGGAAAAAAUGUUGCCUUUUUAAAUCUGAGGCAUGGUACUAAAGAUAAAGUUUUGAGAGGAAAGGAGUUAGGAUGGUGGCUGCACAGGUCAAGUUGAAGAGAGUAGUUUAAAAGUAUGCAUGAAAAGCAUACACUUAGAGGACUUUCUAGGGUUCGAAGAACGGCAAGUAUAUGAGCCAGAUCCCUGAUGGAAAAGAACUGGCACAGGCUAACUUGUAAUUUGAAGAGAUGUUAAUAAGAGUAUAUUUAUAAAAGUGUAGACAGCACUUAAGGAAAUCAGCAAGGGCUAAUGCAGUAGUAUCCCAGUAAUAAUCACAGCUGGAAGCUACUGAAUUAUCAUUGUGAAGAAUCCACUCCUAGAACCUAAAGAGAGCAGUUACACAGAGAAGACUGCAGAGCUGCAGAAGAAGGAGGUAGAAAGUCCUUGGCAUUUACAGGCAUGCUUCAAGUGCUUCAGUAGGGAAUUUGGGUUUGUUCUUUAUAGUCCCAGUUGGAGGCAUACUUCGAAAGCUGAAUCCACUGUCCUUCUGCUCACUCCAUGUGACAAGUCUUCUGCUACAUUAGUAAUGAAUUUGGGAUAAUGGAAGUCAUUACAUUUCUCCCACCCUCAUGUUACUCAGUAGUUCAUGUACUAAUCAUUUUAAUGCAGAUCCCUGUUCCACCGGUUUUGUUUUCCCAGCAAUGACAUUAUUCCCAGUGCUGUUGUUCCUGGUUGCUGGGCUGCUUCCAUCCUUCCCAGCAAAUGAAGAUAAGGAUCCCGCUUUUACUGCUUUGUUAACCACCCAAACACAAGUGCAAAGGGAGAUUGUAAAUAAACACAAUGAACUGAGGAGAGCAGUCUCUCCACCUGCCAGCAACAUGCUAAAGAUGGAGUGGAACAAAGAGGCUGCAGCAAAUGCCCAAAAGUGGGCAAAGCAGUGCAAUUACAGACACAGUAACCCAAAGGAUCGAAAGACUAGUCUAAAAUGUGGUGAGAAUCUCUACAUGUCAAGUGCCCCCAAUUCAUGGUCACAAGCAAUCCAAAGCUGGUUUGAUGAAUACAAGGAUUUUGACUUUGGUGUAGGGCCAAAGACUCCCAGUGCAGUGGUUGGACAUUAUACACAGGUAAAGAGAAAAAAUGAAAAACCACCUCCUUUACAAGUGCCCUAAAAAAAGGAUUCUUCAAAUUUUGACUGAUUCCAAGUUGAAUUUGGGGGAAAUUUUCAAGUGAAUAUAGAAUAGUCUGGCAUUUGGUGAGUAUUUCAGCUGUGAGCUGUCGUUUUUCAAUAGUCUGCAGGAUCAUGGUAGGGAAAUAAUCUUUGUCUAACAGUCUCAAAAAGGAAUGUACAUGGAAAUGUAAUAUUUUAAAAGUCUUUUAGUUUGAUUCAAUAAUUUAACUAAAUAAUAGCCAUAAGGUAUAGGCAAAAUAUGUCGGUAACAUUCUUCUCCAUUUUGUAUCUCCUACUAUUUGUUUUUCGGUAUUUCCUUCUUCUCUAAUGUGCUCUCGUAUGUUCACUUAUGGGUUUAUAGGUUGUUUGGUACUCUUCCUACCUCGUUGGAUGUGGAAUUGCCUACUGUCCCAAUCAAGCAGUUCUCAAAUACUACUAUGUUUGCCAAUAUUGUCCUACGUAAGUAUAUAUUUUAGAGUUUAUUGUCAAUAAUGCUAAAUACGAUUUAAUAUUUAAUAUAAAAACAAACCAAAAAGCAUAUUUCAGUAAAGGUGAAGGAGAUUAAUCUUUAGAAAUAUUUUCUAAAGUUGAGACACAUUCAAUCUACUUCACAGAAAGAUAAAGUUUUCAGUUCUAGUUCCAAGUGUUAUUGAACAGGGAGCUGUCUUUCCUCAUGCCUAAAAUAAUUUGUCUCCUCUCUCAGUUGCCUUUUCCUAUACUCAUGGUUACUUCAUGAGUACAGGUAGUGUGUAGUUGUCUAAAUAUAAUUUUAUCAGUUCAUGCUAAGUUUACGUAUGAGAAACUGAAAGCUUGACAAUUAGUCCAGGGAUAAAGUAAGGUGACAAACAAAUGAGUAAAGACCCAUUUUAGUAAUAUCAGUCCUUUCUGCUCAAAUGCUCUUACUCAGGUUUAUCAGAAAAUUUCACAUUAUACAUUAAGAAAUGAUUAAAUCUUGGACCUCAAAGACUUUUCAAGAGAUCCCCAAUAUGUUUCAAAUAGCCAAGAAAAGAUAAUAUCUUAAAUUUUUGCUUCUUGGAAUUUACCACAAAAACAUUUCAUGGAACCAUCCGUUAAGAUCAUAAUUUCUUAAUUAUCUUGGGUUUCCUGAAGAAAGUCCACUUUUUUUUCUCAAGCAAUAUAUUUCACUUACUCACACAGAAAAAAUCUGUGGAUAUAUUGAAGAUGUAUUCACAACAUAUCUAUUAGCUUUAAUUUGCUUUUAAUAUUUGAAAUUGUUCACCACUAGUGGGAGGGGCUUUCCCCAAACUCAGCUUUCUGCAUGACUUAUUUUGAGGCUGUAGAUAUGCCAGCUGAUGUAGGAUUCCAGUUUGAGAAAUAUGACCUGUAAAGUCAUUUUUCAGCAAAGAAUUAUCACUGUUAAUGCAGAAAAUUGAAAGACCCUGAGAGACUGCCCCCAAAUGCCUGGUCAUGAGAGGAGAGCAUCUUGAGUCUGCAUCUGAGUGAGAGUUGGAAGUAGUAAUGAGAGAAAGCAGGAAAAAGAGAGCUUCCAGAACACUUUGAUGUCUAUUUCACAUUUUUUUAAGUGCUCACACACCUACAGUUAUAUUCUAUGAAGGAAGGCUGAGAUUCAGCUACAUUGACUUGGACUGUUAACCUACUUAGUGCAAUUAAGACUUUGGCUUUCUUGUAUUUUCAGAUGAUAAUUACCGAUAGGAAAAUAAUCAUCAUUGAGGUACAGGCUAGUCACUGUAAGAUGAACACACAGAGGAGAUUAAUAUUAAUUAAAUCUUUUUUUCCCCUAACAUUCCCAUUCUUGGCAAACAUAAACAUCUCAUACACACCACCUUUAGACAUUCCCAAACCUUCCCGAGCACAAUACCCUUUCACAAACAUACAGCAAAAACCAUGUGAAAAUCACCACCCCACCUAAAAGCCAAAAUUUAUGCUGAAACUGUACUUACCCUUCUUCGUAUUAUAGAAAUUAUGGUAUUUUUUAUUUUUAAUUAUAAGCUACAUUUAACAUUAAAUGUUAUUUUUCAUAUUGCAACCUUCUGUGCUUCAGGAACUUUUCUUAUCUCCCUGGGGGAUAUGUUUUAACCCUUGCCAGAACCUUGUAGUACAUCAUCUUAGCAAUUUGACCAAGUCUAUUGGGAGAUGAAGUGUGUUGCCAUAUCAAAAUACGCUCUAAAACCUUUAGACUUUAAUUAUCCUGUUUCAGUUUCUCAGGUUGCGAGACUAUGGUCAGGAAAGUGAAUGAAUGUGUGAAUUAUUCUCUUAAUUUGCAUUAUUGUCUGAAUAUCCUCUGAGAAUAUUAUAUUUUUAAUUAUUUGACAUAAUUAAAAACAUUUAAUAAAUACCCAGUAUAUUUGGUGACUGAUACUAACCUUGGAACAUAAACUAAACAGAAAAAUGAAAAAUAUUUGACAUUUUUUAUUUCAAAUUUCAGUGGUAAUUGGGUUAACAGACUAUAUGUCCCUUAUGAACAAGGAGCACCUUGCGCCAGUUGCCCAAAUAACUGUGACGAUGGACUAUGCAGUAAGUUUGAAGUGAUUAACUUGAUAAUAAAAUAAAAUGAUCUGACAUUUCUUCUAAGAAUUGGGAACUCUGAAGACAACCAACUUAAGCAAUGCUUUCAAGCAAAGGACAAAAAAAAAAAAUCUGUCUGGCUCUGUCACCCAGGCUGGAGUGCAGUUGCGCCA